Molecule: messenger RNA, 690 nt
Organism: Aspergillus wentii DTO 134E9
Lineage: Eukaryota; Fungi; Ascomycota; Eurotiomycetes; Eurotiales; Aspergillaceae
Exons: 2
Coding region: 69-596 (175 amino acids)
Cellular component (GO): cytoskeleton
Molecular function (GO): actin filament binding
Source: RefSeq, a predicted model, not a curated record
AUUUUAGCUUGAUCAAAGUAUCAGACUUGAUUCUCUUGAAUCAUGUAGGCCAGCCGGUAGGAGGAAAUAUGUCUCGUCCUGCUAAUGCAGCGGGCUUCCAAAUCCAUGGCGUCCUCCAUAAAUUAUAUCCUCACGUCAAUGCGGCAUGCCACACUCACUCCAAGUAUGGCAAGGCAUGGUCAACAUUUGCCAAGCCUCUAGACAUGAUCAACCAAGACGUGACCAUGUUCCAUAACGAGGCGCAGGCCGUGUAUCCAGAAUUUGGAGGCGUGGUACUUGAAGAAGAAGAAAGUCAUCGACUAGGAAACUCACUUGGGCCCAAUGGCAAACUUCUCAUUCUUCGUAACCACGGACUGUUGACCGUUGGGCAGACAGUGGAUGAAGCGGCAUAUUUGUUCACGCUUGCUGAGAAAAGCUGCGAGAUCCAGCUCCAGGUUGAUGCUGCCGCCGCAGGGGGGCUGGAGAAGAAGAUUAUUGAGCCAGACGCUGCCGCAUACACUUUUAAAAUGACCAGUGACCCGGAGGCGCUUUAUCACGAAUUCCAACCGGAUUAUGAAGCCGAACUUGAGUUAUCAAACGGUGGCUUCCUGCGUUGAUUUGAGAAAGACAGAGGGCCCAAGACUUAUGGCUUCAUGUAUUUAUCGUUUCAUGAUUAUGAUGAUUUGAUUGAAAUCGUUACGCGUAAAAAAG